AUGGCUUUUUCAACUAUUGUGUUCAUUGUCUGGUUUCUUCAUCUGACUAGAUUGCAAGCUGCUGCUGACCCGGAAAUAGGUUGUAAGAAGCCACUAACCUCUACAAGAAUUGUUGGAGGCCAACCAGCUUCUGAGGGGGCAUGGCCCUGGCAAGCAGGUCUUACAGUACUCAACAUAACUUUUUGUGGUGGCACCCUCAUAGACAAGAACUGGGUGCUGACAGCUGCUCAUUGCUUCAGCUGGAUGCCUGAAGGCUUUGAGGAAAUUUUUGUGGGGCUAGGUCACCAUCAACUCAUGAACCCUUCAAAUAACUCAAAGAAGUUUGGCAUCCAACAGAUUAUUCCUCAUCCUAACUACUCAGCUAAUGACACUAUGUAUGACAUUGCUUUGGUGGAGCUAAAUGACACUGUGGACAUCACCAAAUACAUCUUGCCUAUGUGUCUCCCAGAAUCUUCUGUGAAGUUCCCUGACAAUACCAGCUGCUGGAUCACUGGAUGGGGAAGAACAGAUUCUAAGGUGGACCUGGAGCCUCCCAAAAACCUUCAAGAAGUGGAAAUAUCUAUCAUCAAUACAGAUUAUUGCAACUCUAUCUACAACAUGUUCAAUAUUUCAAUAUUGCCCCAUUCCCCUAUCAGAGACGGUAUGAUCUGCGCAGGUAGCUUUGAGGGUGGCAAAGAUUCCUGUCAGGGUGAUUCUGGAGGACCUAUGGUUUGCCAAUGUGAUGGAAAUGAAAAUUGGCUCUUGACUGGGAUUGUGAGCUGGGGGUUAGGCUGCGGCAUAGCUGGUGUACCUGGUGUUUACACUUCAGUAGCACACUAUGCUGAUUGGAUUCGGCAUCAUAUACCCCACAUAACAUUUUCAGACUGCACACCUGAAAGUAAUAGUGUAACACCUGCUUUUAGUGUAGGAUUCAAUACUGUGCUUUUACUGAUAUCUGUCAAAUUGAUUGUCUUCUGAGAUCCUUCAGCUUACCUAUGUCCCCAGAGCUGGUGCAGCAGCUCUACAUAAAAAUCUACACAUUCUCCAAACUGGAGGAAGAUCAGCAUUAAAGUUCUAAUCAGUUUUAAAUCAAUAACAAAAUGAUUUAAGUCAUGUUGCUUACAACAAGAAUGAAGAUAAUACUGACCAUUCUUCGGUCUUUGGCUGAGAAUCAUGAUAAGAAUUGCAUACUACCAAACUUGAGAGGACCUUUCCAAAAUCUUCAGAAGCCUAAACUCUGAUUGCUGACUAUGGUACUACUCUUCCUCCUCCUAAUAUCA
This is a messenger RNA of Thamnophis sirtalis, 1259 nucleotides long. Lineage: Eukaryota; Metazoa; Chordata; Lepidosauria; Squamata; Natricidae. The record is from RefSeq and is a predicted model, not a curated record.